AGAGAAUCCCUAUGGACAUUUCUAUUGGUAUCAUCCAUAUUGGAAAACUUCAAAACUUUAUUAAAUACUGCCCAAUUUUACGAUUAAGAUUUAAAUAAUCUCUUCUUUUCUACUAAUAAAUAUGCAAAGAACUGAAUUGAUUUAUUAAAUAAUAAAUACCUUAAUUAAUUAAUCAAACCCGUGGGCGGGAACUGAAACUCACGAACCGGAUCGUCAUUCCCAACCGUCCGAUUUGCUCCCACGAAAUCCAUGGGAUGGUUGACACGUGGCGUUUAUUACGAAUACCAAGUCUUCUCAGCGCUACUUACAACUUCAAAACCAAAGCAUAGUUUCCAAUUUUCUUGUGCAUUCCCUCCAAAACCGAAUCAUUUUGCUUCUUUCUCGGAUCACACCACAACAAUGGACGAAACCGCCACCGUCACCGCCGAAACCACAAUUACCACCACCACCACCACUGUCAAGGGCGCCGCCGGAAGAAAAGGAGGCCAGAAGAAGAAAGCCGUUUCCAAGUCCAUCAAAGCAGGCCUCCAAUUCCCCGUCGGUCGCAUUGCCAGGUACAUGAAGAACGGCCGUUACUCUCAGCGGUUAGGCACUGGAGCUCCGAUCUAUCUCGCCGCCGUUCUCGAGUACCUCGCCGCCGAAGUUUUGGAACUAGCUGGAAAUGCUGCGAGGGAUAACAAGAAAAAUAGGAUCAAUCCGAGGCACGUGUUGCUGGCUGUGAGAAACGACGAUGAGUUAGGGAAAUUGUUGCAAGGCGUCACCAUCGCUAGCGGCGGCGUGUUGCCGAAUAUCAACCCCGUUUUGUUGCCGAAGAAGAGUGGUGGUGCUGCCGCAGACAAAUCUGCGGCCACCAAGUCUCCUUCUCGUAAUUAGAAAAAAAUAUUAGGAUUUAGGUUUAGCCGUUUAGGUGCUCCUUUUGUACAAUACAUUAUCGUUUUUAGGGUUUGUUUUUUUGGUGUAGCUUUUUCAGUUACAGGUAACCAGCCUUAAGUCCUUAACUUUGGUUCAAAUCUAUUUUACUCUAUUUUAUAUUUUAAUAUUUUAUUUGUGUAAAGUUAAAAUAUCAUCGGUGGUGGCUGGUUGAAUGACUGAAGUUAACUAAACGCAUGAAUGGCUGGUUAAAAUAUCUUAAGCCCUUAUACCUACCUUUGUACCUGACAGUGACAGAGGAGGCCUUGGCCACCGCCCCAUGUAUUUCCUAAGCAAGGUAUUCUAAAGAGCAGAACUGAGGUACACGAGGUUAGAAAAUUUGACUUUUGUUUUGUUGGUUUUAUUUUAAAGUUAAGGCAAUAUUUUCAGGGCACCCAAUUAAAAUGAGAAUGACCAAGCGAUCAAGCAGAUUUUGUAGAAAUUUGACCUAACGAGGAGGAUGACGGCUUAUAAACCCUGCCAUACCAUCAAAGUUCAGACAAUGGUCAACUUUUUGGUAGAGGAGGCCGGCAAACUUCCUGACCUCGAGCACACGGUAAAAGUUUCGUAUUGACGGAGCGUCCAACCAAGCGUUUCACGGGGUAAGGAUCACAUUAGAAAACUCGAAAGGGGUGACUUAUGAACAAUUCAUCAAAUUUAAAUUCUCAGUCUUCAAUAAUCAAGCAGAAUAUAAAGCUAUAAUUGGAGGCUUAAUACUAGCAAAAGAGGUCGGAGUAACGAAGCUCAAAGUCAACCGUGACUCCCAAAUCGUGACGGCCCAAGUAAACAGGACAUAUCAAGUUCGGACCCACUACUACAAAAGUACUUGAAAAAAUUAAAUAAUUAUGCAAGGGCUUUAAAGAGGUGAUUGCCCAGCAUGUGCCCAGGAAAAGGAAUGAUAGAGUGGACCUCUUAUCGAAGUUGACUAGCACCAAGGCCAGAACGAAAAACCGAUCUCUUAUCCAAGGCUCGGUGAAGAAGCCAUCGAUGACCCUAUGCGUAGCUCAAUGCCAAGGGGAACCUCCAUCCUGGAUCGAUCCAAUCCAGCAGUUUCUCGAGAAAGAUGAGCUUUCAGAAGACAAAGAAUGAGCUAAGAUCGUAAGAAGAGAGGCCGCCAAAUAUACGGCAGUGCAGGGUCAAUUAUAUAAAAGAGGGUUCAGUCAACCCCUGCUGAAGUGCUUGUGACCCGAACAGACGAAAUAUGUCUUAAAAGAGGUACACGAAGAGUGUUAUGGACACCACAUUGGAGGGAAGUCUUUGGCCUGAAAACUCGUUAACGCCGGUUAUUAUUGGUCCACUAUGAUACGCCAGCAAAUAUGUGAAGAGGUGCCUCAAAUGUCAAGAAAAUGCAAACUUUCAUAAGGCGCUGAGAGAAGAAUUGAGCUCCAUCAUGGCCUCCCGACCUUUCUCCAGUGUGGAGUUGACCUGCUGAGCCCAUUCCCGAUGUCCCCAAGACAAGUCAAAUACCUAGUUAUGGCCAUUGACUACUAUAUCAAGUGGGCAAAAGCAGAGCCUUUGGCAAAUAUAUCGUUUAUGAACUGUCGAAAAUUCGCGUGAAGGCAGGUGGUCGCAAGGUUUAGAAUCCCUGAGGUCGUGGUAUUGGAUAAUGGAAUGCACUCCUAUAAGAAAUUUGGAGAGUUUCUAUCAGGCCUUGGCAUAAAGUAAAAGUUCUCCUCUGUAGAGCACCUUUAGAGUAACGGGCAAGCAGAGACAACGAACAAAGUCAUCUUGAAUGGACUGAAGAAGCGUUUGGAUAAAACAAAAGGUUCGUGGGCAGACGAGUUGGCCUUGGUCUUAUGGCCUUAUAGGACAACGCCACAAUCUUUCACCGGAGAGACACCUCUCUGACUCACUUACGGCGUGGACGCCAAGAUUCUGAUCGAGAUAGGAGAACCCAACGCAUGGUUGCUAUUGGGAGGAGGUGAUGAGGUGACCAAAAAAGACAUGGUAGAUGAAACCAGGACAAUGGCGCAUUUGUCGGAAGCAACACUAAAGCAGAGGUUGGCACUACGUUACAGCUGCAAGGUUCAUAACAGAAGAUUCGAAGAGGGAGACCUGGUACUGCAACGGAACGCCAUCGGUCCGCCGAUCCCAGGGGAAGGGAAGAUCUCCCCCAAUUGGGAAGGACCUUAUAGGGUGAAGGAAGUGUAAGGCAAAUAUGCAUACAAGCUCGAGCGACUAAACAGGAAGGAGAUACCGAGGAUUUGGAAUGCGGCAAACCUCAGAAGAUUCUACUCCUAAGACUUAGAUGGUCUCCUGACUACGUUCUAAAUGCCGGUCACGAUUCGGUUAUUUUUCUUUCUCGUGUUCAUUUCAUACUUUGUGUUUAUUUUUAUUUACUUUAUCUUGCAAGCCUACUUGUACUAUCAUGACAUAUGAAAGAAGGGGUACUCUUUUCCCUUACCGUUAGCACGAAACGAUAACAAGAAAUUUUGAU
Molecule: messenger RNA, 3346 nt
Organism: Arachis ipaensis
Lineage: Eukaryota; Viridiplantae; Streptophyta; Magnoliopsida; Fabales; Fabaceae
Product: histone H2A-III-like
Cellular component (GO): nucleosome
Molecular function (GO): DNA binding; structural constituent of chromatin; protein heterodimerization activity
Source: RefSeq, a predicted model, not a curated record